This is a messenger RNA of Archocentrus centrarchus (flier cichlid), 2491 nucleotides long. RefSeq names its product complement factor B-like. The transcript has 18 exons. Gene Ontology annotation, molecular function: serine-type endopeptidase activity. Gene Ontology annotation, biological process: proteolysis; response to bacterium; complement activation. Gene Ontology annotation, cellular component: extracellular exosome; extracellular region. The record is from RefSeq and is a predicted model, not a curated record. NCBI's taxonomy places the organism in Eukaryota, Metazoa, Chordata, Actinopteri, Cichliformes, Cichlidae. Bases 78 to 2336 code for a protein of 752 amino acids.
CAUCACUGUGCAUUCUGAAAUAAAUCAACAACUCCUACACUUUCAUUUUUAAACUGUUCUCCAGUUUAAGCAUCAAAAUGGGAUUUUCUAUCCACUGCGGUUGGCUUGCUGCACUUUCAUGUACUCUUUGGAUGGGAAUUGGGGUACGAUGUGAUUGCACAGAGGAGAAUUUGCAUAUUCAAAGAGGGAAUUACACACUAAGCGAUAACCUGGAGACUGGCAGCAUUUUGGUCUACCACUGUCCCGAGGACUACUAUCCAUACCCUGAAAGGACUCGUUUGUGUCAACAUGAUGGCAGCUGGAGACCACGACCCAGAAAAUUUCGACCUCAGAAAUGCAGGCUGGUUGAAUGCCCAGACCCCAAUGUGCUGGAGUACGGAAAUGUCUCGCCCCCUCAGGAAAGGUACUUUGUGGACAAUGAGACCACAUAUGAGUGCUACUCUGGUUACAAAAUGCGAGGCUCAGCCAGACGUGUGUGCUUAAAAAAUGGGAAGUGGAGCGGCUCGACCCCAAUCUGCAGCCAUGACUCUGGGGAUCAUUGUGCUGAUCCUGGUAUCCCACCUGGUGCCUCAAGAGAUGGAAACAUAUUUGGAAUUGAUGACACAGUGAGAUACAUCUGCAAUAGCAACCUGUUUUUGGUGGGCUCCAAAGAAAGAGUGUGCCAGGAGAACGGCCAGUGGACUGGUGAAGAGCCUCAGUGCUACUACAAACACACCUUUGACACGCCGCUGGAGAUUUCAAAGGCAUUUGGCAGUUCAAUUAAAGAGACCCUAACCACUUUAGAGUCCACUGAUGACAUACAGGGGGAGAGAAGAAUCAGGAUUUCAAAAAAUGGGACACUAAACAUUUACAUUGGUGUGGAUAUUUCUGGGAGCAUCAAGGAGACAGAUGUCAAUAAAUCCAGAGAUGCUAUCGUAAAACUUAUUACAAAGAUUUCAUCCUUUAGCGUGACUCCAAACUAUGAAAUCAUCUUCUUCUCCUCUGAGCUCUAUGAAAUUGUCAACAUCAUUGACUUUUUGGAUGAAAAACCACCAGAUGUCAAAUCUAAAUUAGAAGAAUUUGUAGUUGGUGACAGAAACACUGGAACAAAUCUGAACAUUGUCUUCGAGAAGUUCUGGGAGAAAAUGUCUUUCAUAAAGCAACAAACUGGAGUGGAGGGUUUUAAGGAGCAUCGUCAUGCCAUCAUUGUUUUUACAGAUGGUGGAUUUAACAUGGGCGGUUCACCAGCACCCACUGUGGCAAAAAUUAAAAACAUGGUGUACAUGAACGAGGUUGGAGCCAGAGAAGACUAUCUUGACAUUUAUAUCUUUGGCAUUGGGGAUGAAAUCUUUGAUCAUGAACUAAUGCCCCUCACGGCAGGAACUGGAGAGCACCAUUAUUUCAGAUUGAAGGACUUAGAAAAUCUACAAGAGACUUUUGAUGAAAUGAUCGAUGAAGCUGAGGUCGAAGGUCUCUGUGGACUUCACAAAGAGUAUCAGGAACCCAGCGAUGCCCUCAUGAGGAAAAUGCACCCAUGGAUGGCGCUGGUUCAUGCCAAGGUUAAAGGCUACCCAGAGAAAUGCAUGGGUUCUCUUGUGGCCCCUGAGUUUGUCUUGACUGCUGCUCACUGUGUAUAUGGAUUGUUACCUGCGGAAGUGACCAUUGAAAUUAAUGACGGGCGAGGCAAAAUUAAAAAAGCAAAAGCUCUAAUUCUUCACCCAAACUACAAUGUUACUGCUAAAAAUCACAUAGGCAUUACAGAGUUUUAUGACUAUGAUGUGGCUCUCAUUGAACUGGAGGAAUAUGUUCAAAUCUCCACUGAUGUGAGACCCAUUUGCAUACCUUGCACCUUGCAGACCAGUGCUGCUCUACAUUUGGUGGAUCAAACAUGCGAGUCACAAGAGAAACUUCUGUUAAAGAAUCAUCUUGAACGACUCAAUUUCCUGAGAAACAAGGGGAGGACUCUGAAAGACAUAAAAGAUGUUCAUGCCAAGCUUGGAGAUAAUAGAUACGAAUGCAUCAGACAAGCAGUAGGUGUAGGUGGCAUAACACAGGAAACACUGAUGGAAGCUGUGACAGAUAACUUCAUAUGCACCGGUGGUCAGGAACCUUUCAGAGAUCACAUUUCGUGUCCGGGUGACUCUGGAGGUGCUGUGUUUAAAAACUUUCAACAUCGCACAAUACAGGUUGCAUUGGUCAGCUGGGGAACCGAAAAGGUGUGCCACAGUCAUCCUGCAACAUCGACAUGGACAUCCAGAGAUUUCCACAUUAAUCUUUUCAGAGUUGUCCCUUUUCUCAAAUCUGUACUUGCAAAGAAAGACCAGGACUAUGCACCACUUGAGUUUCUGGAAAAUUAAAUACUCCAAUACUGUUUUGGAUUUUCUCUUGACGCCUGUUUUCAAAAUGCACACAUCAGUGAUGUGAGCAGUGCCAUUUAUGCUUUAACUCGUCCGCACAUAGAAUUAUUCAGAAUUCAGCAUUUUCUGAAAUAAAAGCAACAAAUCAACUUCAA